CAGGAGGGGAUGCCCAUGGAGAACGGUGUGCCCCGGGAGACCGGGGGCUCCCAGCCCUCUUUGGAAGGGGGCAGGACUGCCCCGGCACAGGGAGCCACCACCGCCGCCCAAGCAAACGCCCCCCACCCGCCCCGAGUGCGGCCCAGGCUCGUGUUCCACACCCAGCUGGCCCACGGCAGCCCCACGGCCAAGAUCGAAGGCUUCACCAACGUCAAGGAGCUCUACGCCAAAAUCGCAGAGGUCUUCGAUAUCUCUCCGACAGAGAUCCUCUUCUGCACCCUCAACACCCACAAAGUGGACAUGCUGAAGCUACUGGGGGGCCAGAUAGGCUUGGAGGACUUCAUUUUCGCCCACGUCCGCGGCGAGACCAAAGAGGUGGAAGUGACGAAGACGGAAGACGCUCUGGGGCUGACCAUCACCGACAACGGGGCAGGAUACGCCUUCAUCAAGCGCAUCAAAGAAGGCAGCAUCAUCAACCGGAUCCCGACCGUCUGCGUCGGAGACAGCAUCGAGGCCAUCAACGACCAAACCAUCGUGGGAUGCCGCCAUUACGAAGUUGCCAAGAUGUUGCGGGAGAUGCCCAAGGCCCAGCCGUUCACCAUGCGCCUCGUUCAGCCCAAACGCGCCUUUGACAUGAUCAGCCAGCGGACACGGAGCACCAAGAACCCCGGCGAGGGGAAAGUGGCAACUGGUCGGGAGACACUUCGGCUAAGGGCGAAGGGCACAGCCACUGUGGAAGAGGCGCCCAGUGAAUUUGAGGAGGAAGCAGCUCGAAAAGUGGAUGACCUUUUGGAAAGUUACAUGGGUAUUCGUGAUGUGGAACUGGCAUCGACCAUGGUGGAGAUGGCCAAGGAGCGCCAGGGCCCUGAAGAAUUUUCCCAGGGCCUUGACUCACUGCUGGGCGAAUUUGCAUUUCCAGAUGAGUUUGUGGUGGAGGUCUGGACAGCUAUCUACGAAGCCAAGGGAUGCUCCAAGUAG
Euleptes europaea (tarantolino) is the source of this 978-nucleotide messenger RNA. It is a transcript of the gene GIPC3, whose product is annotated as GIPC PDZ domain containing family member 3. The transcript is spliced from 6 exons. Lineage: Eukaryota; Metazoa; Chordata; Lepidosauria; Squamata; Sphaerodactylidae. The record is from RefSeq and is a predicted model, not a curated record. Gene Ontology annotation, molecular function: protein binding. The coding region runs from base 10 to 978 and encodes 322 amino acids.